Messenger RNA from Westerdykella ornata, 1040 nucleotides. RefSeq lists its product as uncharacterized. The record is from RefSeq and is a predicted model, not a curated record. The coding region runs from base 109 to 627 and encodes 172 amino acids. The transcript has a single exon. Lineage: Eukaryota; Fungi; Ascomycota; Dothideomycetes; Pleosporales; Sporormiaceae.
CUGAAUCUUGAAGUCGCUGAUCAUGAGGCUGUCGUUGGCAUGCUUUCCAACGGUGGCUCCGUGAAGUAGUCUACAAUUUUAGCCACCAAGUCAGCGUAAAUUCUUAUGAUGAAAGAAUAUGCACAGCCUUGGAAACAUUUCAUGACCGCAGACGUUCACGCACGGACGAGGACCCCUACCCUCCCCGAAAUCUUCAUAGAAGCCGCAGCCCCCGCCCAGAUCUCUUGCGGCGAGGUCUACGACCAGCCCCCAGCCCUUAAAAGAACCAGCAACAGACGGACAAAUCUUGCCACGCCCCCAACUUGCCAGAUUUUCAUCACCAUGUCCGACAAAAAACAAGGCGGCAAUACUGAACGAAAAAGCGAUAGCCCAAACAGCACGACUCCAAACCUGUCCUCUCCCAAUCAUCCGAAGCUUUACAUCACCAUUGUGCUCGUGCUCUUGCUUCUCCUUGUCGCCUACGUCAUACGAUACGAGCCGAUUUGCAUUUUCACCUGCGCGCCUCUCUUCUCCCCAAAACGGCAUUACCCAACGAGGGUGGAAAUGACUGAGAUUUGCGGAUCACCGAUCAAGAUCGACGAGCCUCAUUGCAUGACCGUACCCGUGGUGGUUCCUAUAAUCGCCUAGUCAACACAUGGCAGUGCUGGACCGUGCUGCACGGCUUCCAAUGCGUACAGCAGAGGGUCGUAUGAAUGGCAGAGCUUUUUGGCUCGGUAUCGGUUUACAUGUACAAAGUGUAGGCAUGUCCAAGGCUAGGUCUGCUACUUUCGAAUACAUGGGACAAGUGAACGAAGACGGUUGAUCGAAUGUGCUGUAAGGCCUGGGGAAGGAACAGUGUCCUGCUGUGUGAUGUUGUGGUAUUUCAGCACGCCAGUGAAUCGAACAGCUUCCGCACGGUUUGAGCCGAUAAGUUUGGUGUAUGACGAUCUGGUAGACUGUGGCCGUUACACGUUGGCCCUGCGAGCAAUGGGUGUGCGACAGGGAGUCGACGACCAAUAUGACGCGAGUAUGAAUGGCCCUCAAUGCUGCCAAUGGCUCAG